GCAUCAAAAUCGACGGCAGAUAUUCGCCGUACGGAUUCCCCGGCUCACUCCCUGCAUUGAUUGCAACAUAAACCAUCAGUAGUCCUUUGUCCCCAUCACCUGCCCACCGUCAAGUUCAAGAAACCGGCGAAGACAAGCACGCAGCCGCCGUGACUCCUCCCAGUUUCUCUUCCUUCGAAGGUCAUCAGCAAGAGGCAAAUACGAAGAAGAGGGCAGGGGCGUUGCCGUCUUUCGUCGGUGAAAACGCUCCGCAUAGUGUUUCUUUCGUAGGUUGCAUCCUUAUUGUAGACCGAAGGCUGCAUAUGUAGCCGUUUAGAAGACUGAAGGUCCAUUACAUGAGUGGAUAUGCGUUGGUGUUGUUUUGAUGCCCCGUCAGUGACAGAAAAGGAUCGUCCUAAUUCUCAACAAGACUUACGCAGGUUGUCAUCCAGUGAGAACAUCACGGUUUUCUCCUACGGUGAGUUGAGAGCAGCAACAAAUAAUUUUCAUCCAUGUAAUAAAUUAGGACAAGGUGGUUUUGGAACAGUCUACAAGGGAACUCUUAAGAAUGGAGCUCCUGUUGCAACAAAGGUUCUCUCUGCAGAAUCCAAGCAAGGGGUUCAUGAGUUUCUGACCGAGAUCAAAAUUUUAACAAAUGUUAAGCAUCCAAACCUUGUUGAGCUAAUUGGAUGCUGCAUUCAAGGAAGUACGAGAAUAUUGGUCUAUGAAUAUCUGGAGAACAAUAGUCUUGAUCGUGCAUUACGAGGGUCUGAUGGUGAAAUAGGUAAGCUAAAUUGGAGCAUGAGAUCUUCAAUUUGUAUGGGCACUGCCAGGGGUCUUGCAUUUCUUCAUGAAGAACUUGAGCCACAAAUUGUGCAUAGAGACAUUAAAGCUAGUAAUAUUCUUCUGGAUAGAAACUUCACUCCGAAAAUUGGAGAUUUUGGUUUGGCCAGGCUAUUUCCUGAUGAUACUACUCACAUCAGCACAUGUGUAGCUGGAACAACCGGUUAUAUGGCACCGGAGUAUGCGAUACAUGGUCACUUAACUAAAAAGGCUGAUGUUUAUAGUUUUGGGAUGCUUGCACUGGAAAUAGUUAGCGGCAGGAGUAUUUCAAAGGCAAAUUGGUCAGAACAGGAGAAAUUUCUUUUGGAAUGGGCAUGGCAGCUUUAUGAAGAAGGGAAUCUGAUAGAGCUCGUGGAUCCAAAUCUUAAAGAAUAUCUGGAGGAAGAAGUACUAAGAUACAUCAAAGUUGCCCUUUUCUGCACGCAGGCAGCAACCAAGCAAAGACCUACCAUGCCUCAGGUCGUUGAGAUGUUGUCCAAGCAAGUAAGGCUGAACGAGAAGGAACUGACGCCCCCACGUCUCGUCCAAGACUUGAGACAUACCAGUGGAGGCUGGAAAGCAGGAGAGUCUACCAAUGUUCCUCCACCCAGCUCUGCUACUGUAACCUAUUCUGAACUGGUUCCUAGAUGAAAGCAGUCAUGCAGUAAAGUUAACUUAAAACAGACAUGCUAGACAGGAAGCUUACCAGGAAGAGAUGUCUUUCCAUCACUUGCAUGAAUUGAAGUAACUGCAUUACAUGCAUCAACAGGAGCAGAAUGUAGGAUUUCAUUCCUUUACCUCACCCAGCCAUAUGCUUUGAUGACUUUGUGAUCGGUUUGCCGACGAUAUGAUUUUCUGUUUAGGCCUACUUUAUAUGCAUGCAGAGUUCACCUGCAAGUGGCAUGAACCAAGAAAAAAACCUCUCUUUAAGUGGCUCCUGCAUCACAUACAAGAGGGGCGCAUUCCAAGGGAUCCUUGUAUGUAGACUUAACACUGCUUCUUGUUUUAAGAAUAAGUCCUGUUUUCUUUGUUUCUAUUCUGCCCCUGUGACUUCUAACAACCUGCAGCACUGUGUAACAUUCCACUUCAAGAGGGUAAUCUUGUCGCCUAAAAAAAGUUGUGCUGUAUAAAAAAUGUAGGUUUCUUGGGAGUCUUUGGAUGCUGUGAAUUGAUAUGACAGAGUUAGGAAAUCCAUAAUUAUAUUUAUGGCUGUUCCUAGAAAUUGGCUAGUUAGAGUUGAUGAUCCAAGUGGAUGCUGGUUCUGAAAUCCCCAGCUAUCAAUGUGGUGUAAAUUUUUAUGUAAGAAAAUAAUUCUAGGCUGAGGGGGAAUCCAGGUUUCAUCUUAUCGCAAAGAAAUUUCUAGUUUCAUUUCA
This is a messenger RNA of Phoenix dactylifera (date palm), 2174 nucleotides long. Its product is annotated as putative serine/threonine-protein kinase. The record is from RefSeq and is a predicted model, not a curated record. Gene Ontology annotation, biological process: protein phosphorylation. Gene Ontology annotation, molecular function: protein kinase activity; ATP binding. NCBI's taxonomy places the organism in Eukaryota, Viridiplantae, Streptophyta, Magnoliopsida, Arecales, Arecaceae.